Messenger RNA from Polychytrium aggregatum, 2453 nucleotides. RefSeq names its product pyridoxal phosphate-dependent transferase. Gene Ontology annotation, molecular function: pyridoxal phosphate binding; sphinganine-1-phosphate aldolase activity. Gene Ontology annotation, cellular component: endoplasmic reticulum. NCBI's taxonomy places the organism in Eukaryota, Fungi, Chytridiomycota, Chytridiomycetes, Polychytriales. Bases 252 to 2390 code for a protein of 712 amino acids. The record is from RefSeq and is a predicted model, not a curated record. The transcript is spliced from 7 exons. Gene Ontology annotation, biological process: carboxylic acid metabolic process; sphingolipid catabolic process.
ACGGUCUCGACAACGCAGCCUCGAUCACCACACAAACACAGGACCAGCCCGAGAUCGGGCCUGCCCAGCAGCGACGCAUUCUGCGUCCUCCCGCUCGCCCCAAACGACAUAAAGGCGGCCGUCGAUGGCCUGCCGUCCCGGUCUCGCUGCUUGCCCCUGCCUGUCGCCUGCCUGUCUGCCUGCCCGUCGACAGAGCCGCCGAUCCAGAUCCAGAUCCAGAUCCAGAGCCCGCAACGCUGCAGCCGCAUCUAAUGGAGCCUCCUCGUCCCGAGACCUUCGCCCGACAAGCGAUUCACCCACGGCCAUCGCUCGCACUUGCGCCGAGCAGCCUCUCGACAUCGCCCUCCAAGAUCUCGCCGCUGUCGACCUCGCCGCUAUCCUCGUACUUCCACAACCAGCGCCUUGACCUUGGACCCGACAGCCCCGUGCACGGCAAUGCUGGAUUCGACAAGAACUUUCCCGACGAAUACCCAUUCUGGUACGGCGGACCCUCUGGCGUCCGCCACAUGGACCAGCAGACCGACUUUGGCUCAGACGACGACACCGAAGCCACUCGAUUCCUCGACAACGAAUCGGUACGAUCGCUGAUAUAUGGCGGCUUCCAGGACGAAAUCAAGCCCAAGGACUUUGAAACCGAGCAGCGCAAGAGCGACUCUGUGCUGCACUAUUUUGUUGCAACCGAGACGAGCGAAAGCGCUCUGGACCAGUAUCUGACAACCAUCAUCCACGCAUUUCUGAACGAUCCCUCUCGCAUCAACGCCUCAAAUCUGGAUUCGCCCGAGACCCUGCAGUCCAAAUUUGGCCGGAUUUCCAUCCCCACAGUAGAGGACGGCAACGCCAGCAAGACCAUCCACAACUAUUUAUCGUCGGUCAAAUCGAAUGUGAUCGACAAGGCUACACGAGUAUCGUCAUCGAAAAUGAUCGGGCACAUGACCACCUCCUUGCCAUACUUCCAUCGCCCGCUGGCUCGGCUCCUGACUGCCCUCAACCAAAACGUGGUCAAGAUCGAGACGGCCGCGACGAUGAGCUAUCUUGAGCGCGAAACCAUCUCGAUGUUGCACAAUGAGUUUUAUCGCCUGCCGAAACGCUUCUAUGAAACCUACAUGCACUCUCCCGACCACUGCCUUGGUGUCUUUACCUCGGGUGGCACAAUCGCCAACAUCACAGCAAUAUGGGCGGCCCGCAACACUGCCCUGGGUCCCCAGGCUGCCCCUGACGGCGGCGUUGCCUUCAAGGGCGUCGACAAAGAGGGAAUCUACAAAGCCUUGCAGUACUACGGCUACAACGGCGCUGUUAUUGUAGGCUCGUGCUUGAUGCACUACUCCUUCAAGAAGGCUGCCGAUCUCCUUGGUCUUGGCGACGAAGGCCUGCGCCUGAUCCCCACUGAUACCGACUUCCGCGUCAACACCGACAUUCUCAAGGCAGUUGUCGAGGAAUGCAUCCGAUCCAAGGUUCUGAUCAUCGCGAUUGUUGGCAUCGCUGGCACGACCGAAACCGGCUCGAUCGAUGAUCUCAAUACGAUUGCUCGAAUCUCCUCCAAGCACUCGAUUCACUUCCACGUCGACGCUGCCUGGGGCGGGCCCCUCGUAUUCUCGCGCGAUCAUCAGUACAAGCUCAACGGCAUCAAGCUGGCCAACACCGUCACAGUCGACGCACACAAGCAGCUCUACAGCCCAAUGGGCCUUGGUCUGCUGCUCUUUCGGUCGCCAAGUCAUGCGCACAGUAUCCGAAAGACUGCCAACUACGUCAUCCGCAACGACUCGCCGGAUCUCGGCAAAUUCACUCUGGAGGGCUCCCGCCCUGCCAACUCGCUCCAUCUGCAUGCGUCGCUGCACCUGCUGGGCCGCAACGGCCUCGAGAGUCUGACGACCCGCAGCGUCGUGCUUGUUCGCCAGCUCUACGGCCGGCUGCAGACCCACCCCGCACGCUGCUUCCAGGCGCUGCACGAGCCCAUGACCAACAUCCUGCUCUACCGAUACAUUCCGCGCGAGCUGCGCGACAAGAUCUCGGCGAUAGAAGCCUACCGGGACUCAUUCCUUCCUUUGUCGGAGACGGCCGCAAGCCUCGAAAAGGUGACGCUCUCGCGGCGCGAGCAAGAUGCCAUAUCCGAGAUCACCAAGAAGAUCCAGACCCGCCAGUCGCACUGUGGCAAGGCCGGCUUUGUGAGCCGCACCAGGGUCUCGAUCGACCACGACGGCGUCAACGUCAUGGUGGAUGCCUUCCGGGUCGUGAUCGCCAACCCGCUGACCAAGUGGGAAGAUGUGGACGAGAUUGUCUGCGAACAAGUCAAACUGGGUCUGGAGCUGGAAGAGGAGAUGAGGAAGGAGAAUGCUCUGCUCGAGGCAAAGAACAACCCGCGAGACUGGCCGGGAUGGCCAUUCGAGUUUUGAGCAUGAUGCACCAGAUGAUAUCCAUGCUGCCGGCGACCAAUACAGCACAGCGUACCCCAGAGC